AUGGUUUGAUUUUGUAUCUAUGGAAAGAGUCUUUUCUCAAGUGCAGUGUAGGUCAAUGUAGUAUUUUCAGGUAAACAAUAACUUUAUAUCGGCUUAUAAAAUUGUAAUCAAUUUAUGUUAUUGAAGGCUGAUUAUUGUAUUUAUUUUAAAAUAAGGUGUUUUAUUUUUGUGUGUAGUUCUCAGAGGUAGCAGUUUCAGCAAGAUGUCUGAUGUCGAAACAGAUGAAGUUGCUCCGCCGCCGUCGGGGUCCAUGGAUAUAAACAAUGCACUCCAAGAAGUAUUGAAAAUGGCACUUACUCACGGCAGUCUAGCGCAUGGUCUACACGAGUCUUCGAAGGCUUUAGAUAAGCGGCAGGCGCUGCUCUGCAUCUUGGCGGACAACUGCAACGAGCCGUCCUACAAGAAGCUGGUGGAGGCGCUGUGCAACGAGCACCAGAUCCCUCUCAUCAAGGUGGACAACAACAAGAAGCUGGGCGAGUGGGCCGGCCUCUGCAAGAUCGACAACACCGGCAAGGCACGCAAGGUGGUGGGCUGCUCCUGCGUCGUCAUCAAGGAUUACGGGGAAGAAACGCCUGCGUAUGAUGCGCUGAGAGAGUACCUGAAGCAAUCCAGACAAACGUAAAAGACACUCAAUGUCAGCAUGUAAACUUUAAUAAAGUUUGUUUAUUUAAAA
This is a messenger RNA of Bacillus rossius redtenbacheri, 673 nucleotides long. It is a transcript of the gene RpS12, whose product is annotated as small ribosomal subunit protein eS12. The transcript is spliced from 4 exons. The record is from RefSeq and is a predicted model, not a curated record. Gene Ontology annotation, molecular function: structural constituent of ribosome. Gene Ontology annotation, cellular component: ribosome; cytosolic small ribosomal subunit. NCBI's taxonomy places the organism in Eukaryota, Metazoa, Arthropoda, Insecta, Phasmatodea, Bacillidae. Gene Ontology annotation, biological process: translation. The coding region runs from base 203 to 622 and encodes 139 amino acids.